Molecule: messenger RNA, 1129 nt
Organism: Panicum virgatum (switchgrass)
Lineage: Eukaryota; Viridiplantae; Streptophyta; Magnoliopsida; Poales; Poaceae
Product: peroxidase P7-like
Exons: 3
Coding region: 48-1016 (322 amino acids)
Biological process (GO): hydrogen peroxide catabolic process; response to oxidative stress
Molecular function (GO): peroxidase activity; heme binding
Source: RefSeq, a predicted model, not a curated record
AAGCUUGCCAAACUUGUUGCAAUUAUCGUGUGAGCCAGCAGCACGCCAUGGCUUCGUCCACGAGCGGCCAUUGCCUGUUCCUCGCCGCCCUUCUCCUCCUCUCCUCCGCAGCCUACGGCCAGCAGCUCUCGACGUCGUUCUACGCCACGAGCUGCCCGUCGUUCGAGUCCACCGUGCGCUCCGUUGUGUCCAGUGCCAUCGGCUCCGACCCCCGCAUGGGCGCCUCCCUCCUCCGGCUCUUCUUUCAUGACUGCUUCGUUCAGGGCUGCGACGCCUCCAUUCUUCUCGACGACGUGGGGACCUUCGUCGGCGAGAAAACCGCCCUCCCGAACGCCAACUCCGUCCGCGGUUACGACGUCAUCAACAAUAUCAAGGCGGCCGUCGAGGCCAGCUGCCCCGGCAUCGUCUCCUGCGCCGACAUCGUCGCCCUCGCCGCCAGGGACGGCACCGUGCUGCUCGGUGGUCCAACCUGGAACGUGUCUCUCGGCCGGCGCGACUCGACGACGGCAAGCAAGGACGAAGCGAACCGCGACCUCCCCUCGCCGGCGGCCAACCUCAGCGCGCUCAUCACGGCGUUCGGCAACAAGGGUCUGAGCGCGCAGGACAUGACGGCCCUCUCCGGCGCGCACACCGUCGGCUUCACGCAGUGCCGGGUCUACCGCGGCCGCAUCUACAACGACACCAACAUCAACCAGCCGUUCGCCAAGCUGCGCCAGAGCAACUGCCCGGCGACGCCGGGCGUCAACGACACCGUCCUGGCGCCGCUCGACCUGCAGACGGAGCUCGCCUUCGACAACGCCUACUACGGGGAUCUGCUCAAGAGCAAAGGCCUGCUCCACUCCGACCAGGAGCUCUACAACGGCGGCUCGCAGGACACGCUGGUGAAGAAAUACAGCUCCAACAGUGCCGCCUUCUUCGCCGACUUCGUCACGGCGAUGAUCAAGAUGGGGAACAUCAACCCGCUCACCGGAACUAGCGGUCAGAUCAGGGCCAACUGUGCUGUGGUUAAUAACUAAUUAACAGCAGCAGAAUGUAUGCUACUGGUUGUCUCUGUAUGAGAGGCCACACGCACGCUACCUGUUCGUUCAAAAGCAAGUUGAUGUCUAUAAUUAAUAACAUUUGAAGAAUG